UAUCAGAAACAAGGACGAACAUAAAGUAACUCCUGGAGACGAGGUUGGCUUAACAUAUAAUACGUAUACACAUGUACAUGUACAUGCAAGGCCUCGAGCUUUAAAAAUCACUUGGGAUUUUCACGUUUUCUGUUUAUUUACUUUUCAAUUAUCACAAUAGUUAUUCGACGGAGUCACAUUUAUGAUAUAGCUUCGUAUGUUUUGCUGAAAUGUCCAGGAAGAGCAUGAAUUCGGUGGUGUGUUUUCUUUCGUUGUUUUGUAUCGUGACGUGGACGAUAUUUGCACCAGUCGGUGCCACGUCUACGGGGCCACGCGGCGGUUUGGACCGUAGGAUACGGAGCCUGGCUCGGCGGGAUGCGACCACCGCGGCCGGUGCUACUUUACCAGACCCGGACUUUUUCCUGCGUGGAAUCGUUGAUAAAUUCGGACGGGACGGGCAACUGGACAAGGAACAGCUGCAGAUUUUGUUACAAAGAGUGAAAGCACAGUGUUAUUCAGUAGAUGACCUUCUCAGCAUACACUCACUGACUGAAGAGCGGUUGCUGAAUGAUACCAGUGACGUAUUAUUGAGUUUGUGCCCGACGGUGUUGUACCAGAGUGCAUCUGACGAUUGCUCGGAUCUUGAGACUGAGUCUGGAGAACGUCAACCACCAACUCUUGCUCAAGUAUGGGGCUACGGUGUCCUCUUUGUGACCAUCAUCAACCUGAGUGCAUUGAUGGGUGCUUUCAUCGUUCCUUGUAUGAACAAGAAGGUGUACAAGCUGAUCCUCACCUACCUGGUGGGAUUAGCAGUCGGCACACUGAGCGGAAAUGCAAUACUCAGUCUUAUACCUGAGACCCACGGGAUGUACGUCAGCACACAUGGCCUGGGCUUUGUAUGGAGAAACACCACAGUGAUCGUCGGUAUCUACUUGUUCUUUGUUGUUGAGCGUCUCCUCAAAUUGGUCUCAUCGCGAAAAGAACUCAAGAGGAAGAAGAAAAAAGAGUCGUCUGAUGAGUUGGCAGACAUGCAGGUGACUGCAAUGCACGACAUGACCAAACACCACGACAUCUACAAGAUAACAUCGGGAGACAGCGCUAUGGGGAACGGCUUCAUCAAUGCUGAGGAGGAAUCCACAGAAGACAAAGAUGAGAAGGAACAGUUUUUAUCAAUUGGUCCAAACGCUGGAUUCCGACGAUUAGGAAAUAUUGAAAACGAUGAACAGCAGAGCACACAGGAUGCAACAAAGACUCAGAUUUCCAAUGGUCAUGGUCAUUCACACAUGGCCUUGACCGAUGAUGGUAAGGUCCGCAUAGCCGCAGUGGCUUACAUGAUCAUCUUCGGCGACGGACUGCAUAAUUUUGUGGACGGUCUGGCGAUAGGAGCUUCGUUUUCAAUCUCCGUAUUCCAAGGAAUUUCAACGUCUGUAGCUGUUAUCUGUGAAGAGUUUCCUCAUGAGCUAGGUGAUUUUGCAAUCUUACUGAAAUCAGGCAUGACUGUGAAGCAGGCGUUGACGUUCAACCUGUUAUCAGCGCUGACGUGCUAUGGAGGCCUCGUAGUGGGUAUCCUAGUGGGACAGUUAACGUCGCUAGAGCCUUACAUAUUUGCACUGGCAGGCGGAAUGUUCUUGUACAUAUCUUUAGUUGAUAUGUUGCCGGAACUCACCUCAGUCAACCAGCACGAGGACUUCAAUUUACGUAGCUCUUUAAAGAUUUUUGCGAUUCAAAACGCAGGCUUGCUGACCGGCUACGUCAUCAUGAUUCUCCUUACAGUAUACGGAGAGCACAUAGCUGUUUAAUUAUAGGUAUGUUGGCUUCGUGAAAAGGAGACAUGUGUUUAGGUUUAUAUUUCUGAAAUCCAUAAUGACCAUCGUGUGUACCCAAUAUAUAUUUUUAUGAGCAUGGUGCAUCCAAUUUGUCAUUUGAAUUCAGCAGAGGUACCUUUGUGUAAAAAAAGCAUUUUUAAUAAUAAAAAUAAUAAUCGUAAUGCUUAUAUAGCACUGCCCAUCAUAUCAACAAUCUCAAAGCCUUUUACAAUUAUUACCCUGUUCAUCAGGCCAUGGGACCACGCGGUAGCCGAUAUCAGCGCUCAAUCGGUCCUCAACCCUCACAGGUACCCAUUCAUACUCCUAGGUGGAGAGAGGCAGUUAUAGUUAAGUGUCUUGCCUAAGGGCACAAACACCACUUUCACGGAAGGGUUCGAACCCACGCAUCAUCGUGCAUGAGUCAAACACCGUAACCACUAGCCCAUGGCAUUCUACAUGAUUCAGUGGUUAUGGAAUCAAUUAAAAAAAUGUCACAGUUGCUCGAGUCAGUAAUUAAGCGUGUUUCAGACGUCAAGACAAAAGUGCUACAUGUACCACCUCCAAUGAACUAAAACCGCCAAUUCUGUUCAUAUUGCAAUUGGAGUAAGUUGCUUUCAGUAUUAUGAUAAUAGAUUUAAUUAUACGAAAUCAAACAACUCUAACCUCCACAGAAUUUAUUUGAUACAAAGUAACGAAACACCAAAAGCUACAAAAUACAAGAAGUAAUGUUACACCAUUAAGACUAGGGGUCGCACAUAUGCAAAUUACUUUUAGAAGUAUUUUGUAGCUCUUUGGGAGGUUAAAGGUUGAACAUGAAAUAUGCAAACAGAGAAUCCACCAAGAAUUGUGUAAUGAUGAAAAGAAUAAUAAUAAAAGCAAAGAUACAAACUGUAAGUACAGGUGUUUAGGUUUUGAAAAGGCAGGGGAUUUCUUGCCGAAACAAAAUAUUGUUUUCAUAUCUCUCCAAAGUCAUCAUGUGUAUAUGGCUAGGCAACACACCCAACGUCACGAAGCCAGUAUUUUUUUUUGCAUAUUGUCAAAUUCUGUAACUACGUAGCAGGUGAUAAUUAAUAAGAUAUACAAUGUAAAACACCCAAAUUGUCUUUCAUUAUUUAAUGAACUACGGAGCAUAAAGGGAAAAAUGACAGAAUGCAUUCAUUCCAGAUUGUAGUCUGGUAGUCAAAGCCAGGAUAAGUCAAUCACAUUGUCUAGUCACAAGAUGAACAGUGAGUAAGGAAUGUUUAUUUGAGUAGCUUGUUACCCGGCUAUGACUCGGUGUAUUGUCUUCUAGGCCAGUAUUUGAUACUUAAAUUUGGAGGAUUUUAAUUUUUGGAUAUUGUUUGAUCUACCUUCAAAUCCUCUCCUGCCAACGCUUGAAGGGUAAGGCAAAUGAAAAAGAGCCCGAUCUCUUAGCAUUAUUUUAAGCCUUUUUUUUUAGUAAUUUGUAUUUUAUAUAUACCUUUGGUGCCGAUGAACUGUUUUACUUAUUUUUCCUCUUAGAAAUUUCUGUUUUUUGUGUGUAAUAUUCAGACAUCUUAAUAGCAAUUAGGCCUGUGUGGAUUUUCUGAUACCAAUUUCCGAACGUUCUUGUAAAAUAGUUUUAAAAAUAGUUAUUUUGUUUCCUUACAACUGAAAAUUGUUUUUCUUGAUAUGUUCAGCUUCACAAUUUAAAACUGCUGAUAUUCGUUUUUAGAAAAUUGUGACCACGGUUUCUAUACCGUAACAACCAACAGCCUCUGUAAUCAACACAAAAGCAGGCAGUAAUAGAUUCAAUGAAUCUACAGUUAAAUAGUCACAUGUAAAUAAAUGCAAUACAAUAUAAUUCAGGGAAAAACAACACGCACUGGACGAAAUAUCAAGUGAUCAUAAUUUUUUAACUGCAUUUUUUUGUAAAAGUAGAUUUCACCAACAAUAUAUUUUUGUACCUUCUUCGCUACUGUGAAUGUAAUAUACAUGUAUACAUCCUAUGAACCAUCAGGAUGAAAACAGGCCAGUUUCUUAAUCGCUAAGAGAAGGGGUUUGCCCCGGUGUUUAUGACCUCCUAGUUAUACUCCCUUGUGGAAGUCCUUAGGAGAAGAGCCAACCAAGUACAUGUAUAUGUAGCAUGUCACGGAUCCUACACACAAGGAUUAACGUCUCAUCAGCCAAAACUCCUGGUUAGACGUGCGUUAACGGCCCAUACAGGUGGCAAUUUACCAUGAAUGUCAAUAAAGAUCCAGACAGCUUUACCGCUUCACUGCGCGCUGCGGCUUUCAAAUUUGCAGGGCUCUGCACUCGAUCUGCCGUCGAAGUCUGUUAAGCCAGCUAAUUAUAUUUUUGAUCCUACGUUCUUGGCCUUUACUAUUGAAUUCUGAUAAACGAUAACUACAUAACCAUGUUGACGCUGAGCACAGUAUCUUUAGCUUUAAAGUUAACUGUGAAAUGUCGCAUUUGUUUUAUCGGCUCGGGACCACAUCUCUCUAAUACUUUUCAAUGCAAGCCUAAUUAAAAACGAGAUUUAGGUAAACGGUGUUCCCCUCGAAAAAGAUGUCACAUUUGACGUUUACAUCCUGUGUAAAUACUUCAUCUAUGACGACAAAAAACUGCACAAUACCUCCGAUUAUAUCCUAACAUUUUUGGAACAAGUGUAUCUUACAUAAGAAGUGGUUUUGCUUACAAUUUUAUGAAUAUGUUCGUUUUAGAUGUCAUGCAAAAAAAACCCCGACAAAAUGGCACACCUGGAAAAUUCGCGAUUAACAUGUAAACGGGUAUUGAGGUCCGUUAUCACGCGUCCAACCAAUUAAGGCAAGUCCGCUCAGUGCAUUUUGUACUAGAGCUCAGACCAGUCGUUCAUCUUUGUGUGUGUAGGAUCCAUGAUAGGUGUAUUCACAUUGGAUACAGACCGUUCUUUUUCUACCUCUCAGCCGUAGAUUUUGCCAGUAAUGGUGGACAACGGUUGAGCUGUCAGAGAAAGCAUAAGAGAUACUAAAAAUCUGCUGAAAUGACCUGAUGUUAUUACAUGUAUACUUAAAAGUUAUGUAUAUCUCGAUACAGCAUUUAAAGUUUAAUAUUAAUUGUAGGUGUGCAUUGUCUAUACAUGUACACAUGUACAUGUAGUUUUAACAUAAGGUUUUAGCUUUGCAUGAUCGAUACCGGAUCGAUACCGGCUGCGUGGCUUUAAGAAACUCAAGCUUAAAAAAAAGUAUGGCCUACAAUGGCAGGCCGUCUUUCUGCUGCCGAACAUUUUCGAAAUGUACCGAAGAAAAAAAUAAUGUGUUUUAUGAAAUUGCACGCAUACAGAAUAUUGUGAAAGUUCUGAAAUGUGCACAAGCGCAAGUGGACCAUCGACGAUAAUCCUAUAAACGAGGGUUUUCUUGCAUGUAGUAUAACGGCUGUUUCAUGUUUGCACAAAGGCUGUCGCUGCCGGGCAUUGUGCCCAUCCCUUUAUUGAACGACCUUCGAUCGGCUUGCCCAAACUUUCCCUGAAUAGGGCUGCUUCCCAGCUUCCCUGAAUAGGGUUAAACUGCUUUGAAAGAAGCCUUAAUAGUAAGAGAGCGCGUAAGAUAUCUUUGGAUGAGAUUCGAAGAUUUGCAUGGUAAACAAUGUAAUGAUAAGUUGUUUGCGGUAGCAGCAUGUGGUAAAUCUCUUUUGUGAGUGUUUUGAGGUUCUGAAAAGAAUGGGAGGAACUCAACGUUUCGACAGUAUGCUCGGCCGGUCGUCAGGAGACUGACUGCGUAAACACAAUCUGCUGACUACCUCAAUAUUUAACCAUUUCAUGGAAUUGCGUUACAUGAACUUACAAUGAAUACUCAUCUAUCUGAAACAACCAACCUCCAUUUGGGGUUCAGUAAACUGUUUGACAUAAGUUAUAUAAAAUAUUUAAUUUAAUAUAUGCAGUUUUAUGCAGAUUAAUACAUACAUUGCAAGAAAUCGUUCUUUUGAAAGAUUGAAUUUGUUUCCAUGGCAAUAUUACAUGUUUAAAAGUAAAGCAUAUAGCCUAGUUGCCAUAUAAAAACAUCAACAUGCAUACGAAGAUGUAAUAUUACUGCUUCCCACUUGGAUUCAAGACGUUCGGGAUUCAACUAAAUGCAUUGCCUUUUAGUUUUCAAACAAUUAAAAACUUCCUUUGAAGUACCAGAAAAAUCAAAAUAUUUAUAUGACAUUUAAAUAAAACCUUGUUAACAAUUCAGAAUACAAUAUAAAACUGUUUGAUAGAAUCAUAACAUUUCCAGGAAUAAGCUGAGAUAAUUGCGGUGAUAGACAGAUAGAACCAGUGUUUGUUUGGGGAAAACACGCAAAACAAGUACAAGAAAGCGGAGCUUCUGAACCCAAAGAGAAAAG
This is a messenger RNA of Patiria miniata (bat star), 6104 nucleotides long. RefSeq names its product metal cation symporter ZIP14-like. Gene Ontology annotation, cellular component: membrane. The transcript is spliced from 9 exons. Bases 210 to 1778 code for a protein of 522 amino acids. Gene Ontology annotation, molecular function: zinc ion transmembrane transporter activity. The record is from RefSeq and is a predicted model, not a curated record. NCBI's taxonomy places the organism in Eukaryota, Metazoa, Echinodermata, Asteroidea, Valvatida, Asterinidae. Gene Ontology annotation, biological process: zinc ion import across plasma membrane; intracellular zinc ion homeostasis.